Messenger RNA from Eimeria acervulina, 759 nucleotides. RefSeq lists its product as hypothetical. Bases 1 to 759 code for a protein of 252 amino acids. Lineage: Eukaryota; Apicomplexa; Conoidasida; Eucoccidiorida; Eimeriidae. The record is from RefSeq and is a predicted model, not a curated record. The transcript has 6 exons.
AUGUGGAAGGGGCUUAGUCUGUGUGCCUGCAAAACGAGAGUUCUGCUCCUCUCACCUCGAUGUGGAGGCCAUGUGGGGAGAAAUCGAACCGAAUGCAGUAGGGCUUCUACAUAUGCUUUCAGCACCACCAAGUGUUAUUCAGUAUCCCCUGCUCCAACAGACAAGGACCUCACUGCUUGUCUUGGAUCAACUCCGCCCGUCUUGGGUGCCAAUCUCAAACCGGCGCUCUGCAUAGGUGGUUCCAGUGAGCAUUGUGGCCGCACUUUGAGGUACCACAGCACGUGCAACAAAAAGGCACCUAGAGUAGAGUCAGAGAUACCCACUAGCGGUCCUUAUGUGAAGCCACGGGAAUCUAACGGCGGCGACCGGAAGUUCAUCUGGCGCACGACCAAAGAUCGCUUUAUAGACUUCUGUUUGUCGCCGGAGGAGGAAACGCGGCUAAAAUUAUGUCACGAGCGGAUAAUCGCCUCGUCCUGGAGUUCCGUGACAGCGGAGGAGGUGGCCGAGUGCUUGGUUACUCCAGAGGGACAAGGAAAAGCCAUGCAACCUUCGUUGUUGCAGCGGCUACGUUAUUUCUGGAGGUCCCCAGCGCACUUCCUCAUCUUGAUAAUCACCGAUGCUUAUCAAGCAACAGCUCAGGAAGGCAUUGCGGGAUUCUCAUUUUUGCUAGAUCCGUGCCCGCUUGUAGUGAUCAGUAGUGACUGCGCGAUAGGACUGUUUUUGACGCUAAGGAAGAGAGGCGCGAUUGCCCGGAGCUAA